AUGUUCGGCAAUGAAGGCAGAAGACUUCGAUACUCUUACCCGUCCUUGCUUACUGACAAUGAAAUAGCUCAUGGUGUGCCUCUGACUGCAACUGGAUGGGAUGUCACAACUGAACAUAAUUACUGUAAAGAGCAAAAUGAAGAUGAUUUCACAGAAGCUGUGUUAGUGGUUAGAAAGCCUGGAAGUGAUGUUACGAUUGAACACAAUUACUACAAAGAGCAAAAUGAUUGUUCCAAAUCAUCGGUAGAGAUUGGAUCGUCAGAUGUUGGAAAUUCUCAUGAACAGCCUUCAUGUUCAAAUUUUUCAACUGUUGCAACAGUUGUUGAAAAUAAAGGAAUUGAUUCUAAUGCUAAUGUGAAACAGAAAUCUAAUGCUGAUGUGGUGAGACAAAUGUUGACAGAAGAUACAAAAUGUACACAUUGGCAAAAAGGUUACGUGGUGUAG
Messenger RNA from Parnassius apollo (apollo), 444 nucleotides. NCBI's taxonomy places the organism in Eukaryota, Metazoa, Arthropoda, Insecta, Lepidoptera, Papilionidae. The record is from the annotation of a GenBank genome assembly.